Messenger RNA from Naegleria gruberi, 618 nucleotides. RefSeq lists its product as uncharacterized. Gene Ontology annotation, cellular component: cytosol; nucleus; perinuclear region of cytoplasm. Gene Ontology annotation, molecular function: GTPase activator activity; small GTPase binding. The record is from RefSeq and is a predicted model, not a curated record. The transcript has a single exon. Gene Ontology annotation, biological process: nucleocytoplasmic transport; activation of GTPase activity. NCBI's taxonomy places the organism in Eukaryota, Heterolobosea, Eutetramitea, Acrasida, Naegleriidae. The coding region runs from base 1 to 618 and encodes 205 amino acids.
AUGAAACAGUUGAUAUCACUUAAUAUUUCUGGCAAUGAAUUUGGUGAUGAAGAAGCCAAAUUGAUAAGUGAAAUGAAACAAUUAACAUCACUUGAUAUUUCUGGCAAUCGAAUUGGUGAUGAAGGAGCCAAAUAUCUAAGUGAAAUGAAACAGUUGAUAUCACUCAAUAUUGGUGAAAAUGAAAUUGGUGAUGAAGGAGCCAAAUUGAUAAGUGAAACCAGACAAUUAGCAUCACUUAAUAUUUGUUUCACUCAAAUUGGUAUAGAAGAAGCCAAAUUGAUAAGUGAAAUGAGACAAUUAACAUCACUUAAUAUUUCUGACAAUCGAAUUUGUGUAGAAGGAGCCAAAUGGAUAAGUGAAAUGAGACAAUUAACAUCACUUGAUAUUUCUGGUAAUCGAAUUGGUGAUGAAGGAGCCAAAACCAUAAGUGAAAUGAAACAAUUAACAUCACUUGAUAUUUCUUACAAUCGAAUUGGUGAUGAAGGAGCCAAAUUCAUAAGUGAAAUGAAACAGUUGAUAUCACUCAAUAUUCGUGGCAAUCGAAUUGGUGAUGAAGGAGUCAAAUAUAUAAGUGAAAUGAAACAAUUAACAUCACUUACAUAUAAGGGAUUAAAUUGA